Molecule: messenger RNA, 432 nt
Organism: Cyanistes caeruleus (blue tit)
Lineage: Eukaryota; Metazoa; Chordata; Aves; Passeriformes; Paridae
Source: RefSeq, a predicted model, not a curated record
UUCAACCUUCGAAUGAAGAGAGAUACAUCUCUUUUUAGUGAUGACUUUAAAGUAGAAAUAUCGAACCAAGUAAUUGAUUAUGAUACCUCCCAUAUUUACACUGGACACAUUUAUGGUGAGCAGGGAAGUUUUACUCAUGGGUCUGUUAUUGAUGGAAAAUUUGAAGGAUUCAUCCAAACUCACAGUGGGACCUUUUAUAUUGAACCAGCAGAGAGAUACAUAAAGGACAGAAACCUACCAUUCCACUCUGUCAUUUAUCAUGAAGAUGAUAUCAGUGAGUACUUCCAUUUUGUGCUGCAGAUGAAAUAUUUUUUUAUUAAAUGUAUGCCAUUUGUGAGCAUCAAACGAGACUUUGGCUUGUGUAUGACACUGUUAAUUGUGCUGUCCUCAAAUGAUUUAUAUAGAGUUAUGGUGUGAGAGAGAUUUAUGAAA